This is a messenger RNA of Osmia lignaria (orchard mason bee), 2947 nucleotides long. RefSeq names its product Stress-induced phosphoprotein 1 (gene Stip1). Lineage: Eukaryota; Metazoa; Arthropoda; Insecta; Hymenoptera; Megachilidae. The record is from RefSeq and is a predicted model, not a curated record. Gene Ontology annotation, molecular function: Hsp90 protein binding.
GCACAAUGUACCGACUGUCGACAAGAUACGUAUUAACAGAUACAAUGCAAUUGUGAAACCGCUAAUUUUAUAAAUGAAACAUAACAUAUAUAGUAUCGCCUAGUUUUAAAGCGAAAUUAGAGCAGCGUUCGAAUCGCCAGCAGAAAAAGAAGAGUUCGUUUUCGAAGGUACUAGAAAAUUGUGGAACAUAAUCAUGGAAAGGCAUUGCAUAUAACUAUAUAGUUUCGCGACAAUCAAGAAGAGGCGCUAGUUGUUCAUUUCUGGAGCUUUCUGAAAAUCUGCGCCGGCUCAAGAGUGAGCAUUCACGAGUCAUCACGUAUCUUUGCGAGUGUAAAAGAACGAGUUGCGGAAAAUAGAACGAAAUUACUAUUGUUCCGAGGUCAAGCGUUAUGGACCAGGUAUCUGUGUUGAAAGAAAAAGGUAAUUCUGCUUUGCAAGACGGAAGGUUUGAGGAGGCCAUCAAACAUUAUACGGAAGCAAUUGCUUUAGACACAAACAACCAUGUUCUUUACAGUAAUAGAUCUGCAGCUUAUGCUAAAGCUGGUAAAUAUGAACAAGCAUUGGAAGAUGCUGAAAAAACUGUAAGUUUAAAACCUGAUUGGGCCAAAGGAUAUUCGCGUAAAGGCAGUGUGCUUGCUUAUCUGGGUAAAUUGGAUGCCUCUAUCAAAGCUUAUGAAAUUGGCCUACAAUUAGAUCCCAAUAAUGCACAGCUUAAAAACAGUUUGGCCGAAGUUAGAGCUCAAAAACAAGCAGCAGCUGCCAAUCCUUUCAAUGCAUCCGAUCUCUUUGUGAAACUUGCAAAUGAUCCUAGAACCAAAGGUUACCUACAAGACCCAGAGUACCUAAAAAUUUUACAAGAACUUAGAACCAAUCCGCAAGCUCUUGCUAUGAAAUUACAGGAUACAAGAGUACUUACAACUCUUAGCGUAUUGUUAGGUAUGAAUACAGAUAUGGGUGAACCAAUGGAAACAGAUCCACCAGAACCACCAAAACCUAAACCAGAACCACCUAAGCCACAAAAGAAAGAAGAGGAUAAUCUUCCACCCGAGAAGAAAGAAGCAUUGAAUGAAAAACAGUUGGGUAAUGAAGCAUACAAAAAGAAAAAUUUUGAGGAAGCACUUCAGCAUUAUAACAAAGCAGUGGAAUUAGAUCCUACAGAAAUCAUUUAUUUAUUGAACAUAGCUGCUGUAUAUUUUGAACAGAAAGAAUACGAUAAAUGUAUUGAACAGUGUAAUAAAGCUAUUGAAGUAGGAAGAGAAAAUAGAGCAGAUUUUAAAUUAAUAGCAAAAGCAUUUACUAGAAUUGGUCAUGCAUACAAAAAAAUGGGCAAUUGGAAACAAGCAAAGGUGUAUUAUGAAAAAUCUAUGUCAGAGCACAGAACACCAGAAAUUAAAACUCUCCUUUCGGACAUUGAUAAAAUUAUUAAAGAAGAAGAACGAAAAGCAUACAUUGAUCCGGUAAAAGCAGAAGAGGAGAAAGAACUUGGAAAUCAGAAAUACAAAGACGGAGAUUAUCCAGCGGCUAUUAAGCAUUAUACGGAAGCCGUUAAAAGAAAUCCUGAUGAUCCGAAAUAUUAUAGCAACAGAGCUGCUUGUUAUACCAAAUUAGCCGCAUUUGAUCUCGGAUUAAAAGAUUGUGAAAAAUGUGUUGAAAUCGAUCCGAAGUUCAUUAAAGGCUGGAUAAGGAAAGGAAAGAUCUUGCAAGGCAUGCAGCAACAGGGCAAAGCACUUACUGCUUACCAGAAAGCAUUAGAAUUGGAUCCCUCAAACAGCGAGGCGUUAGAAGGAUAUCGUUCGUGUGCUGUUUCCGUUAGUUCGAAUCCUGAGGAAGUAAGAAAGAGAGCAAUGGCAGAUCCAGAAGUUCAAAGUAUAUUACGAGAUCCUGCUAUGAGACUUAUCUUAGAACAAAUGCAAAGUGACCCUAGAGCCUUACAAGACCACUUAAAGAACCCGGAUAUAGCUGCCAAGUUGCAAAAACUAUUGGAAUCAGGACUCAUAGCUAUUCAUUGAAAACAAAAAUAUCUGUAUUUGUGCAUAGCUCUGUGCAUGACUUUAUUGUCACCAAGUUCCUUUGGUAUUAAAGAAACAGUACUGUUCAUUAUAUUUUUAUGUAUUAGAGAUAUGUUCUUUAACCGUGCAGGUCGAUUAAUGGCGUAUUUGUUCGACAUCUGUAUUCGAAAAAGCCGUUUAAAGUAUGUUUGGUUGUACACAAGAUAUUUUUAUGCGAUGCGGUGGCCUUUUUGGUCAUAGACCAUUUUUGCAUUGUAAGUCCUGUUACGGUAGCUGUGUAUGUUUUAAUAUACCUCGUGGAGUAUAACUCUAUAAGGGAAAAAACUACUACAUAAUUACAAGCUUUUGCAUAAUUUUUACAUAACACUUCCAAUUGUAAAUCAUCAAUAUCAUCAACAUCAAUCAUGCAAUGAUUCACCUUACAUUUGUUAUGUGGUCUAGAGUAAAGAAAUUAUCUUAAAGCAGAUUGUUCUCGAUAAAUGUUUCCAUGCAUUAAACGAACGUGUACCUAGUUUUAUUUUAUAAGUGAUACAAUUUUGAUUUAAAGUACUAGUACUGUAAUAACGAAGAAAAAUAACAAUAGCUAGUAAUUACUAUGUAAUUAUGAUAGUUGUAUGAUUUAUUUGAGAUCAAAUUUGGUUUGGUACAAGGAUAUGGUAAAGGAUGCGUGAACAUAGAACAUUCUUGAAUAAUUGCUCUGAUAUAGUGUAAGAACUUUUGUUUAUUGAAGUUUUAGCAGUUAUACAUUUAUGUUCACAAUUUAUAAGCAUUAGCAUAAUACUGCAUAACAUAUCCGUUACUUUUUUCUCCUUUUAAUUCUUCUGUUUUAAAGAUGGUAGUUAUCAAUAAUUAACUUCAUGCUGGAAACAUCUUAAAUAACGAUACGACAAGAAGAAGGAUAAUGGCAAACCAAAUAAAUACAUCGAAAGCAUACAAAA